Messenger RNA from Notothenia coriiceps (black rockcod), 578 nucleotides. It is a transcript of the gene sprn, whose product is annotated as shadow of prion protein. Lineage: Eukaryota; Metazoa; Chordata; Actinopteri; Perciformes; Nototheniidae. The transcript has 2 exons. Bases 87 to 557 code for a protein of 156 amino acids. Gene Ontology annotation, cellular component: membrane. The record is from RefSeq and is a predicted model, not a curated record.
AACGAGCCUGCAUCGUCCGUGACAAUCCCCUCUCAUCUUUUCCUCCGAGUGCAAAGACCCAAGCAAGGAUAAAACAGGGAAAAAAGAUGUCGGGGUUAAACCGGGUGGUUGCAACAUGUUGGACUUGCCUCCUGCUCGCUGCUUUCCUGUGUGAGCCGGUGCUGUCCAAAGGGGGACGUGGAGGGUCCCGUGGCUCCUCUCGAGGCACCCACUCCCGGAGCUCCUCGGCGGGGAGUCAGCGGGGGUCCGGGCCCUACGGAGGGACCCACUCCCGCGUCCGGGCUGCGGGCCGGUCCUCCCCGGUGAGGGUCGCAGCUGCAGCGGCAGCAGGGGCGGCGGUGGCGGUGGCGCUAUCAGCGGAUAAAUGGUAUGCCUCUGCCUACAGACGCAGCAACGCAGACAGCUCCGAGGACGUGGAUUACUACAACAGGACCAAUUACUUUGAUUCACAAAUGUCAGGCUCAACAAAAAAUGGAUAUUCUCUUCCUCAACUGGUUUCUAUCAUUAUUGCAACAUUUUCCCAAAAAUAUGGAUUCUUUCAAGACAGUAUACUGUAGAUGUUUAGCUUGUUUUUUUUU